UUGUUGUGUAUUUUUCGAUGUAAAGCUUUCGUGACUGCAGGGAUUCAUCUUCUUGGUUCUUUCGGUAAAGUCACGUAGAAGGGAAGUAAUAAAAUAAUAAAAUAAAACAUAAUAAAAUAAAAUUAUUUUAUUUUGUAAAAUAAUAAAACGUAAUAAAAUAAAAUUAUUUUAUUACGUUUUAUUUUUAUUAUUUUAUUACUUCCCUUCUACGUGACUUUACCGAAGGAACCAAGAAGUUGUUGUGUAUUGUUGGUGGGGGGCCCGGACGUCAGGGGCUUCACACUAAAGGCCACACAGGGUCGAUCAGUGCCUCUUCUUCCUCCUCCUUCGACCGCUGCGAAGAAGAAACAACGUGGACUUCGAGACGUCGUCCCACGGCGGAACAAGAUCACGGUCGCUCACAACGCAACGCCAUCGUCAAGUUGAGCGUCGCAACAAUCGAAGCGCGUCGUUGACUGCUGCUGCUGUUGCUGCCUUCCAUAGCCGUCGCUGGUUGGGUCAAGAAGAGGCAUCUGCGAGUAGAGACGACGCCUCCACCACCAACAACAACCAACACCACCAACCACCACCACCAACAACAACAACCACCACCACGAAAAAAAAACCCACCCGCGCAGCAAACGAGCGGGGAAUUGCAUCUUAAAAAACACGAACGCCGACCACACUUGAGUUUUUUUCAGGUGGGGAGAAUUCGUCCGCCAUGCCCCCGUCGCCGCCUGCGUCGUCCCAAGGGACAUCGGGACCUGCGGCUCUGCACUUGACCGUCAAUGGGAAGGACUACACAGUGGAAAACCCGGACCCGCGCACUACGCUGAGCGAGUUCCUGCGCGGAACGCUGCGUUUGAGCGGCACCAAGGUGAUGUGCCAUGAAGGAGGCUGCGGCUGCUGCGUCGUCACCGUGCAGUACGCGGAUCCCCUGCAGCCUGACAAAGUGCUCACCGAGUCCAUCAAUUCCUGCCUGGCGCCACUGUGCUCCCUGGACGGGCAUCACGUGAUCACUGUGGAGGGCGUUGGGGUGGUGCGUGGUGCGCGCGGCCUUCACCCCGUGCAGCAGAGGCUGGUGGAACACCAUGGGAUUCAGUGUGGCUACUGCAGCCCCGGCUUCGUCAUGCAGAUGUACAGUCUGCUCGCCAGCAAUCCGACCCCCAGUCAGCAGGAGGUGGAGGACGUGUUUGAUGGGAACAUUUGUCGCUGCACAGGUUAUCGCCCGAUCCUGGAUGCGAUGAAGUCAUUUGCGAAAGAUGGGAAAUCCCCAUUGAGCCCGUCUUGCCUUGACAUCGAGGACCUCAAGUUCUGCCCCAAGAAUGGGCGGCCGUGCAGAGGCAACCACUCGUGCUCCUCGGGCGAAGCGACGGCCGCCGCCGCCGCCGCUGGCCCCGCUCAUCUCUUUGCGGCUACCGACGUCAAGUGGUUCCGCCCCGUCUCGCUCACAGAGCUGCUUGUCGCCGUGGAGCGGCUGAGCGAGCAAAGCGUGAAGCUGGUGCGAGGAGACACGAGCAAGGGCGUCUACAAGACGGACGGACCCUUCCAGGCGUACGUCGAUGUGAAGGGUGUGGCCGAGCUGUUCGCCGUGUCUCUCGAAGCCACGGGCCUGAGGGUGGGCUCAUCCGUGAGCCUCAACAAGCUGAUUGGCUCCCUGAGGGAGCAUGCCGACCAAUCGGAGUCCUUCGCAGCCGCCGCCGACCACCUGAGCAAAGUGGCCAAUCAGUCUGUGCGAAACGCCGGCGGCUGGGCCGGCAACUUGAUGAUGAAGCACGCUCACCGCGACUUCGUCUCGGACGUCUUCGUCGUCCUGGAAGCGGCGGGCGCCAAAAUCCGCAUCAGCGACGUGUCCGGCGAGGUCUACCUGGACCUCGUGCAGUUCCUCAGCAAGGACAUGAAGGGCAAGGUCAUUGUCAGCAUGGAAAUUCCAAAGCUCACCCCGGGAGAAGUUUUCAAGUCGUUUAAAGUUAUGAUGAGAGCACAGAACGCGCACGCGUACGUGAGCGCGGGAUUCCGCGCGAAGAUCGACGCCGGCGACGGGGGAGAGCGCGUGGUGACGGCGGCGUCCCUCGUGUACGGCGGCGUCGCUCCGGGGUUCGUGCACGCAGAGCGGGCCGAGCGCUUCCUCCUCGGCAAGGACGUGACCUCGGCGGCCACGCUGCAAGGUGUCCUGUUGGAGCUGGCGGAUGAGCUGACGCCAAACAGUGAUCCUGUGGCCGCGAGUCCCGAAUACCGCAAGUCCCUGGCGCUGUCUCUCUUCUACAAGUUCUACCUGAGCAUCGCGGGCGACGACGCCGUGUCGCCGAGGAACCGCAGCGCGUGCCACGGGCUGGGACGGGCGGUGUCGAGCGGCGAGCAGACGUACGACACGCAGCCCGCCGACUACCCCCUCACGCAGCCCAUCGCCAAGCUGGAGUCCUCGCUGCAGGCGAGCGGAGAGGCGGAGUUCGUGAACGACAUCCCCGCGAUGGCCGGGGAGCUGUACGCGGUGUUCGCGCAGAGCUCCGUGCCCAGCGCCAAGCUCGUCUCCAUCGACUCCGCAGCCGCCCUCGCCAUCCCCGAGGCCGUAAGGGUGAUAACGGCCGCUGACAUCCCGCCAGGAGGUCGUAAUUCCACAAUGCCUUCACAGUUCCUCCAGGAAGAGAUCUUUUGCUCCAGCCAAGUGCUCUACACGGGCCAGUCUAUCGCGCUGUGUGUGGCCGAGUCCCGCGGGGCGGCCGAGGCGAUGGCGAAGGCCGUGUCGGCGACGUACACGGAGCAGCGCGCUCCGGUGCUCACCGUGGACGACGCCAUCGCCGCCGGCUCGCUGUGGCCGAGCCCUGCUGACGAUCUGGUGGUGGGCGACGCCGAGGCGGCGCUCGCCAAGUCGGCCCGAGUGAUCGAGGGGGACAUCCGCGCCGGCGACCAGUACCACUUCUACAUGGAGACGCAGGUGUGCCGCUGCGUCCCCACAGACGUGGGGCUCGAGGUGCAGGCGUCGCACCAGUGGCUCGACCUGGCCCAGCAGGGCAUCGCUGAGGCCGUGGGCCUCCGCGCCAAAGACGUGACGGUGACCGCCAAGCGACUGGGAGGCGGCUACGGAGGGAAGGCGCUUGGCGCUAACGCGGUCGCCUGCGCUACGGCGGUGGCCGCCUUCCUGUUGAACCGGCCGGUGCGCUGCUCGUUGAGUCUCCACAACGACAUGGAGAUGCUCGGGAAACGGCACCGUUACAUCGUCAAGUACAAGGUGGGAUUCACCGAGGAGGGCCUCCUCAACGGAGUGCUCAUCACCUACUACUGCGACAACGGCUGCGCCAACAACGACAACGAAGUGGGCCAGUGCUUCUGCUUCUCCGACAACGUGUACAAGUGUGCCAACUGGCAUCUCAUCCCGGUGGCACUGAAAACCAACACUCCAAGCCAUCAGUGGUGUCGCUCCCCAGGCUCGAUAACGAACAUCUUCGUGAUGGAGACCAUCAUGGAGCAGAUUGGGCAGGAGCUGGGAAAGGACCCGGUGGAGGUGCGGAGGCUCAACCUGUACAGCAAGGGCGAUGUCACCCCACUGGGAUACCUGCUGCCCUACUGCAGCAUCCACCAGCUCUACGCUGAUCUACUGACGACGGCAGCUGUGAGAGAGCGGCAGGCAGACAUCGCCAAGUUCAACGCUGACAACCGCUGGAAGAAACGGGGCUUGGCCGUGGUGCCAAUAAAGUACAACCUCUCCUGGAAUUGGUGCCACUUCUUGUGCACGGUGGCGAUUUACGCGCAAGAUGGGACAAUCACCAUCACGCACGGAGGGAUUGAGAUGGGACAAGGGAUCAACACAAAGGUGGCCCAGGUGUGCGCAUUUGAGCUCGGCGUCCCGGUCGACAUCGUCUCCGUGAAGCCUACGACCACCCUGUGCAGCCCCAACGCCCAGGCGACCGGGGGCAGCGUCAGCAGCGAGAUCAACUGCAUGGGCAUACAGAAGUGCUGCGAGAUGCUGAAGGAUCGCAUGAAGGACGUCAAGGCGUCCUUGCCUCCAGACACUCCGUGGAAGGACCUCGUGUCUGCCUGCUUCAAGAAGACGGUCAACCUCACCGCUCAGUACUGGGUGUGGCCGGACGCGACGUCAACGGAGCCGCGCUACAACUCGUACGGCGUGACGGCCACGGAGGCCGAACUGGACGUGCUCACGGGCGAGCAUGUGCUCCGGCGUGUCGACAUCCUCUUCGACUGCGGCCAGAGCAUGAACCCGGCGAUUGACGUCGGGCAGGUGGAGGGCGCCUUCACCAUGGGCCUGGGCUACUGGCUCACGGAGCGCCUGGUCUACCACCCCACCAGCGGGCAGCUGCUCACCAACGGCACGUGGGAGUACAAACCUCCCAGCAGCAAGGACAUCCCGGUGGACUUCCGCGUGCACCUGCUGAAGGACGCCCCCAACCCGGCGGGGGUGCUGCGCUCCAAGGCGUCGGGGGAGCCGCCGCAGUGCAUGUCGUGCAGCGCGCUGCUCGCCGUGAAGCACGCGGCGCUGGCGGCCCGCGCCGAGAUCGCGCGCAACGACUACUUCCCCCUGCAUGGCCCAGCCACGGUUGAUGAGGUGCAACAGUGCUGUCUGGUGGACCCCAAACAGUUCACUCUGUGAGCGCCUCAAUUCCUGACCCUCCACGUGGCUUUUUCAGCAUUUCGUCUCCUGACCUCAAUGAACUCCACCACCAGGAAUGAAACGCACACUCAACGAUCGGCAUUUAUCAACCUUGAACGACCGAACCCCAACACUCCACUACUC
Lethenteron reissneri (Far Eastern brook lamprey) is the source of this 4729-nucleotide messenger RNA. RefSeq names its product xanthine dehydrogenase-like. The record is from RefSeq and is a predicted model, not a curated record. NCBI's taxonomy places the organism in Eukaryota, Metazoa, Chordata, Hyperoartia, Petromyzontiformes, Petromyzontidae. Gene Ontology annotation, molecular function: iron ion binding; FAD binding; iron-sulfur cluster binding.